UGCUGGUGUGCCAAUGCGCAGUCUAUUGUGUGUGUGCCUCCCAGAAGCUCCUCAGCCCCGUAGAGCUGUUGUUCCCAGCGAGCAGCAGGACAAUCAGACGGACUGCUGGAUUAGGAAGGACAAAAGAGAAAGUGUGAUUUUUUUUUUUCUAUUUUCCCUCUCCUCUGUCUGAGUUACGCGUCUGGUUCGCAUCAGUUCCCGUUUUUUUAAGGAAUCAUCGCUCUGUCGGCUGAACUUUGCUUCUGUGGUACAACACAGACCGGUAUGGAUUUAGUUACCACAGACUAGACAAGACAUGCCGUCUAGUCGUCCACUAAAGUUUUGAUUGUCACCGUUUGUUCCCGAUCCCAGAGCGGAGGAAAACAGCGCCGCGUUUUCAGUUUUUAGGUUGUUUCCUUUACAUUUUUUUGAAACACGUGUGGGGACAUUUGGACGCAGGCUUUUUCCCCUGCUUCUCCAUACUUUCUUUCUCAUGGGGUGACCCACAUACGGCUCCUGAGACGUGACUGUAGGACAAGCAGCCCCACUCUCCUCCCUCGCACAGCUGUUUUACUGACCUUCCCAAAAAGGCAGUAAUUGAUUCCCUUGAGACUCUGCUCAACUCCACAGUUUGAAUGAAACUUUGCUGCAAAGCCACUGGGCUCUGCCACAGUGUCACCAUGAUGAGCAAGUACGAGCAGUACUAUGAAAAGGAUCUGAUAAUAUACUACUAUGCCUGUGCUAAGAACUGGACUGUGAAUAACACAAAGGAAGAAUAUGAUAAAAAAAGCCAGCUCCCUAACUGGAAAGUUGUCCUCGUGGUCCUCUGCAUCAUCAUCAUCCUCGAGAAUCUUUUGGUCUUACUUUCUGUCUUCCGCAACAAGAAGUUCCACUCAGCCAUGUUCUUCUUUAUUGGCAACCUGGCGUUCUCUGACUUGCUGGCUGGCUCUGCCUACAUAGCCAAUAUAUUCCUGUCAGGGUCAAUGACCUUACAACUCUACCCUGUGCAGUGGUUCAUCAGAGAAGGCACAGCCUUCAUCGCCCUGGCUGCUUCUGUCUUCAGCUUGUUGGCGAUAGCUAUAGAGCGCUUUAUUGCGAUCACCAAAGUCAAAGUAUACGGCUCAACCAAAACGUGUCGCAUGUUUCUGUUGAUAGGAGCCUGCUGGGUCACCUCGAUUCUGCUCGGAGGGCUUCCCAUCUUGGGAUGGAACUGCAUCAACAACCUCUCUGAGUGCUCAGUUGUGCUGCCGCUCUACUCUAAGAGAUACAUACUAUUUGUUGUCUCUAUUUUUACCCUCAUACUGCUCUCCAUUGUCAUCCUUUAUGUGAGGAUCUACUUGAUCGUUCGGUCCAGCCACCAGGAAGCAACUAACUCCCAAGCAUAUUCGCUUUUGAAAACAGUCACAAUUGUGCUGGGUGUCUUCAUCAUGUGCUGGCUGCCAGUUUUUACCUUGCUGCUCCUGGAUUCGUUCUGCAACAUCCAGGACUGCCCUGUGCUCAAAGAUGCAGAUAUGUUUUUUGGAUUAGCCAUUCUGAACUCUGCGCUUAACCCAUUGAUCUAUGUGCUGCGCAGCAAAGACAUGAGGAGGGAGUUCAUGCGUCUGCUGUGCUGCUGGGGUGUGCUGCAGAGUGGCCGGCCGUCCGAACGCUGCCUGGUCCAACUGAAGAGCUCCAGCUCUCUGGAACACUGCACCAACAAAUUCGAACACCAGACCACACCCAUCAUGCAAACGUGUACCACCUGUGUCUGACUUGAGGGCUUUGUGUGUGCACGAAACAGAGAGAUGUGAUGAUGAGGUGGACAGAUGUUAGCAGAGAAGCCAGUAUGUGCUGGGGCUAGACUUCUGGACCUGUUGGGAUCCAGCUGUCUGUUGGGACACAUUACAUGACGCAGAGUGCUUUUCACAUAAAACUGUGUGACUUGUUCAAUGUUCAGCUGUGAAACAGGUGUUAAAACAUUAUUAGAGGCUACCAAUUCAAUUUAUGAAAACAAUGUUGAGAAAUGUGAAAAAAGCUUUGUAGCUAGGUACAUUUAUCAGUGGAUAUGGAGCAAACCAUGUUUAUAAUUUUUUUCGUUGUCUUUAAACUUGCAAAUGUGUAUCAAAAACCAAAAUUAGCAACAGAAUAUGCAGAACAUCCUAGUUAGAUUGAGCUGUGUCAAUGCAAAGCUUGCAGAAGUUGCACUUUUGUCUGUUAGCAUGCAGAUGGACCUGUAUAACCUUCGACUGCAUCACUCAUCUUGGUAGAGACAGGUAGAAAUCCACCACACUUUUCUAUAAAAGAGGAAGAAAUUUGCAACAAUGAGCACUCCACGUAACCCAGACCACACUGAGUGAUUUUUUAGCAAAAACAAUUAAAUAUUCCCUAUAUAACCUUGUUUAACCAAAUUGAAUAACCACAACAAAAGUACAUAAUCUGCUUUAUUUAGUGCAUGAUGAAAUUGUAAGGCAUUUGUAAGUGUUAUGUUUUUGUUAUAUACUCCAGCUUCCACGUCUUCUCCCAUGUCCCCUCUUAAACUGUGUCUCUCUUGCUUUUUGCAGUUGUCUUCUAAAUCCUAAUUGUUUCCACUGAGGAAGGCCAAACCAGAAAGCACAUCAGGUUAUUUGGCGCUGACUAAUUUAACUCGUUAACGGCUCUCAGACUGAUUUUUGCCCUGACAGUGUUGUGGCUAUGUAGCAGCCGUGUGCCAACCUCUGCUUGUGCCUUCCUCUGAGAGAAAAAAAAGGCUGAAUGUAUGAAUGAAGUGUCGGAGCAUGCGUUCCGUUCUAGACAGUAUUAUUGAUCAGGAUUUUGAAAUGCCAAGUCACUGAUGAGCAGAGAAUGGGAUGAACAGGGUAGGUCACCCUCACUGUGAACUCUUCUUGCACCAAGAACAAGAAAUUAAUUGUCCCGGUUUAUCUUGCUAGCCAUAUGCUUUGUGCAACUAAAAGUGUAAACACCACUCGUCUUUCCAAAGACCCCACCCGACCCCUCACUGCCUCUGUACGAUGGGAGAAGAUCAGGUUUCAAACGCAUAGGAGGGAUCUGCCCUCCUGGGAGUAAUGUUCUUCAUUCUCUGACAUUAAACAUGCAACUUCCUCCAUAUCUAGGAAGUCCUGUUUUCAACUGUCCAUUUCCUGUUGUUCAGGGUUACACUAACCUUUCUGUAGACAGACAUUGAAAACUUUUCCUCUCCGUUAGGAUUUGUUUUUUAAGAGUAACAUUUGCAUUUAUACAGCCAAGUAGAAAUGGUGAAAAGCACUUUGGCAGCUUCAGUGAUGUUUAAAUUUUCCCUUUUCCCUCUUUUGGAUGGAACAGUGUUUUAAUCUGUAUGAUUUCAGUGUAUGUCAAUGUUUUUGUAUGAUAAAUAUUAUAAAUAGCAUUGUGUAAUUAUGUUGUAUCUUUGUACAGUAUGUAUGAUUUUCUGUGUGGUAUGAAAUGUCUUGUGUGCAAUAGCUUUGUGUGUUCUGUAGCACGCUGCCUGUGUUAAAUUGGUACAAUCCUAAACACUAAUGGAGGUACAUAAACCUUUUGUUAAAUGCAUUCCAGUUUUAUAAAAUAAAUGACAUAUUGAAACACA
Messenger RNA from Gambusia affinis (western mosquitofish), 3538 nucleotides. It is a transcript of the gene s1pr2, whose product is annotated as sphingosine-1-phosphate receptor 2. The coding region runs from base 615 to 1730 and encodes 371 amino acids. Gene Ontology annotation, molecular function: sphingosine-1-phosphate receptor activity. NCBI's taxonomy places the organism in Eukaryota, Metazoa, Chordata, Actinopteri, Cyprinodontiformes, Poeciliidae. Gene Ontology annotation, biological process: sphingosine-1-phosphate receptor signaling pathway. The transcript has 2 exons. Gene Ontology annotation, cellular component: membrane. The record is from RefSeq and is a predicted model, not a curated record.